This is a messenger RNA of Paramisgurnus dabryanus, 1610 nucleotides long. RefSeq names its product ribonucleotide reductase M2 b (gene rrm2b). NCBI's taxonomy places the organism in Eukaryota, Metazoa, Chordata, Actinopteri, Cypriniformes, Cobitidae. Gene Ontology annotation, cellular component: cytosol. Gene Ontology annotation, molecular function: ribonucleoside-diphosphate reductase activity, thioredoxin disulfide as acceptor. The record is from RefSeq and is a predicted model, not a curated record. Gene Ontology annotation, biological process: deoxyribonucleotide biosynthetic process.
CAGAUUUUGGUGUUAUUUCAGGUUUAUGUAUAGAGAGGUGAAAGGGUUAAUGUCAGCGUCAACAUGUAGGAGGAGCUACAAGCCACGAGUCUCUCGUGCAGCUUCAGCAAUGACAACGUCAUAGCGAGAGGUCGCAGCUUUAAACGCUGCCGAUCGAAAAAUAAUAAACAUGACUUCUAGUAUGAACACGUCGACGGAUAUUAUGGAGUGUCAGAAUGGUCACAAGGAUGUUGACCCAAAGAGCAUUGAAGAUGAGCCUCUCCUCAGAGAAAACCCAAAGCGAUUUGUUAUCUUUCCUAUUCAGUAUCCAGACAUCUGGAAAAUGUACAAACAAGCUCAGGCCUCAUUCUGGACAGUUGAGGAGGUGGAUUUAUCAAAGGACUUGGCUCACUGGGACAACCUGAAGUCUGAUGAGAAACACUUUAUAUCUCAUGUAUUGGCCUUCUUUGCAGCAAGUGAUGGGAUUGUCAAUGAGAAUCUGGUGCAAAGGUUUAGUCAGGAGGUGCAGCUUCCAGAGGCUCGCUCAUUCUAUGGCUUUCAGAUCCUUAUUGAGAAUGUGCACUCCGAAAUGUACAGCAUGCUCAUCAACACUUACAUCAGGGAUCUUAAAGAGAGGGACUAUUUGUUUAAUGCAAUUCAGACUAUGCCUUUUGUAAAACGGAAAGCAGAGUGGGCCUUACAGUGGAUCUCUGAUACGAACUCCACUUUUGGAGAGCGUUUAGUAGCGUUUGCAGCAGUGGAGGGCAUCUUCUUCUCUGGGUCAUUUGCUGCCAUCUACUGGUUAAAGAAAAGAGGACUAAUGCCCGGGCUCACAUACUCCAAUGAGCUUAUCAGUAGAGAUGAGGGCUUGCACUGCAAUUUCGCAUGUCUGAUGUACAACUACUUGGUGAAGAAACCCUCAGCUGACAGAGUUAAGGAUAUUAUCACAAAGGCUGUGAGCAUUGAACAGGAAUUUCUUACGGAAGCCCUGCCAGUCAAUCUGAUUGGAAUGAACUGUUCUCUUAUGAAGCAGUACAUUGAGUUUGUUGCUGAUCGGUUGUUAACAGAUUUGGGAUUGCCCAAAGCGUAUCAGUCAGAAAACCCUUUUGACUUCAUGGAGUCAAUUUCACUGGAAGGGAAAACAAACUUUUUUGAGAAGCGAGUGGCAGAAUACCAGCGAUUUGGAGUUAUGUCAAACGUUAUGGACUCUGAAUUUACUCUUGAUGCAGAUUUCUAAUGAUGAACUAGAAUUUAUUUAUUUAUCAGACAGUAUUUCAUUGUAUUUUACAGAGAAAUGUCGGUUAGUUGAUUUUUUUAGUUUGUUUUAAUUUUUCUUUUUAAUCUAAGCAGAAAGUGAAAAAUACACAAAAUAUAUUUUAAAUUUAGUUUUGUUUUGGUUUCUUUUUGCACCCAAUACAAACACUAUGUAAUGAUGAAUUGACUACAUUAACAAAACAAAGGUAGGCAGAGAUCAGAAUGAUGCCUUUCCUUUUAAGAAACCCAAACACAAAUGUUUUUGGUGUAAAUCUUUCGGGAUUUCAAAGUUGUUUUUAAAUAACAGACAGCAAGUAAUCCCAAUGGGCACAUCCUACUGAGAAAACAAUUCCAGGAAUAAAAUAUUUUUAGCCCAA